AACCAGCAUCUUCUUGAAUCAUGACUAUAAUCAUCCGAGGCCUGUUCUAACUAAUUAUGUCACUUGAUUCUUGAUGUAUGUUCAGCAUAUAACAAGAAUAAAUUUCCAACUUUUAGUAAUUUGGGUAAAUAUGUAAUUUCCACUACACCAACUACUGGAGAAGCUAGCUACAUUUGCGGUAUAAUAUUAAAAAACUUCGGUUUGGUGAAUUAUACAACUUCUUAAAAUGUCAUAUUGAUUGAUGAUAUAUAAUUACCUAAAGCCAAUAAACCAACUGUCCAAUUUAAUAAAAUUCAACCACCUUUGUUUCCCUGCUUCUCAGUACCAUUAUUGGCCUCAUAUCUCUCUGCAACUAACUGAAACCAUGAGAACUUCUCAAACUUGAAGCAUUUGUACUCUUUCACCGUUACUAAAACCCUAUAAAACCCCAUCACUUGUUUCAUAUAUCCACAAACAGUCGAUCUUGUCUCAAAAACGAAUUCGAUCGCUCAUGGCUGUUUCUUCGGGUUUCUCAAGUCUUCUGGUCGUUUUUAUCUUCUUGGCAUUAGAAGUCUUUGCUCCUAGAGCCGAAGCUGACCCACGUGCAUUUUUCGUGUUUGGAGACUCGUUAGUUGACAGCGGCAACAACAAUUACCUGGUAACAUCUGCCCGAGCUGAUGCACCUCCUUAUGGCAUUGAUCACCCUACGCAUCGAGCCACUGGACGUUUCUCUAAUGGCUACAACAUUCCCGACCUUAUCAGUAUGCGCAUAGGAUCCGAGCCAACGCUGCCAUACUUGAGUCCGGAGCUCAACGGGCAAAAGCUUCUUAUUGGUGCCAACUUUGCAUCCGCCGGGAUUGGAAUACUGAAUGACACUGGAAUCCAAUUCGUGAACAUAGUCCGAGCUCCAUUGCAACUAGAGUACUUCAAAGAAUACCAACAACGAGUUAGUGCACUUAUAGGAGCUGAAAAGACUAAGCAGCUCGUACACGAUGCGCUGGUCCUCGUGACACUUGGUGGCAAUGACUUCGUUAACAAUUAUUACUUAGUCCCGAUGUCAGCACGCUCCCGUCAAUACAGUCUCCAGAAUUACGUUCCUUUCAUCAUCUCCGAAUACAAAAAGAUUUUAAAGAGGCUCUAUGAUUUGGGUGCACGCAAGGUACUCGUGACUGGAACGGGUCCAUUGGGGUGCGUGCCGGCAGAACUGGCUCAACAUAGCAGAAAUGGUGAAUGCGCAGCUGAGCUUCAAAAGGCUUCAUCGUUGUACAACCCACAAUUAGACGAUAUGCUUACUAGUUUGAAUAAUGAACUCGGCAGUCAUGUGUUUAUCGGAGUAAACACAAAGCAGAUGCACAACGAUUUUAUGAGCAAUCCAAGAGCUUAUGGAUUUGUUACUUCAAAAAUAGCAUGUUGCGGACAAGGGCCUUACAAUGGGAUUGGACUUUGUACCCCGAUGUCGAACUUAUGUCCAAACAGGGACCAGUAUGCGUUUUGGGAUGCAUUCCAUCCAUCGGAGAAGGCAAACAGAAUUAUCGUGGAUCAGAUUAUGAUGGGAUCAACUAAGUACAUGAAUCCCAUGAACCUAAGUACCAUUUUGGCUUUAGAUUCUAAUAAAUGGUCUGUUGAACUUCAACAAAUUCUUGAUCUCCAUUACGUCGAUUUAAACGGCAGAAUCCCGAAUUCUUUUAGUGAAAGCAGGUUUCUUCAAGAACCUCAAGUCCAUUUAUAA
This is a messenger RNA of Lactuca saligna, 1708 nucleotides long. The record is from the annotation of a GenBank genome assembly. Lineage: Eukaryota; Viridiplantae; Streptophyta; Magnoliopsida; Asterales; Asteraceae.